UUAUUUUCAAGUUGACAGGGAAGUGUUUACAAAUAACCUCAAUAAUAAGGUUUACUGGAAUCCUUUUAAAACUGAAUAUUCCUAUAUAUUUCAGUAGAAUUAAACCUUCCCAACAUUCAAAGAAUUGAUAUCUCCUGGAAAUAUUAUGUAAAAUUCAGCUUGGUGGAAAGUUACACAUUCCAACUGUUUGGAAUAAACUACUGACGUGUCCUUAAACGACUACGCCGACAUGGAAAGGAAAACUAAUAAAAAAUCCUCUGAAAUCAAGGAUAAUAAAAAGUUUGCGGCAUUAUCAACAGUUCACUUCAAUAUGAAGGGAGAUGAGAAAAAUAUUGCCUUAUUGUUUUUCCUCUACACCCUCCAAGGAAUUCCUUUGGGUUUAAGUGCUGCUUUGCCUAUGAUUUUGCAAAAUCGUGGAAUAAGUUAUAAACAACAAGCAGAAUUUAGUUUUGUAACAUGGCCGUUCAGUAUAAAAUUAUUAUGGGCGCCCCUUGUGGAUUGCAUCUUUUCCAAAAAGAUUGGAAGAAGAAAAACGUGGCUAAUACCAACACAGUAUUUAUUAGGAACAUUUAUGAUAUUCUUAAGUCAUCAUGUAGAUAAUUGGAUAGGAGAAACUCCGAACAUUGAGUUACUAACAUUAACAUUUUUCAUUCUCAAUUUUCUUGCCGCAACUCAAGAUAUUGCAGUGGAUGGCUGGGCUUUGACAAUGCUCAAAAAAGAUAAUCGUGGGCAUUCUUCAGCGUGCAAUAGUGUAGGCCAAACGGCAGGAUUUUUCUUGAGCUAUGUUUUAUUUAUGGCAUUAGAAUCAAGUAGUUUUUGUAAUAUGUACCUGAGAUGGGAACCUAAGGAUGAGGGUAUUAUAUCCUUAGCCGGAUUCCUAUCUUUUUGGGGUUGGCUAUUUUUGAUAACAACUACUCUUGUCGCAAUUUUAAAAAAAGAAGAGGAACCUAAAGAUGGUGACCGAGAAAUCAUACACAAUACAGAUAUCAACACUGCCUACAAGUCUCUAAAGGAAAUAUUAGGCCUUAAAUCGGUGCAAAUAUUAAGUAUUAUAUUAUUGACUAGUAAAAUUGGCUUUUCUGCUACUGACAGUGUUAUGUCCUUGAAAUUAGUUGAAGCUGGUAUACCUAAAGAAAGGCUUGGUCUACUUGCAGUACCCUUGAUUCCUGUACAAAUUGCACUGCCCUUGGUGAUAGCAAAAUAUACCUCAGGUCCUCGACCACUCGAUAUAUAUGUGAAAGCGAUGCCUUAUAGAUUGAUGUUUGGAUUUGUAGCAGCAUUUUUAGUUUGGAUAACACCAACUUUUGUACCGGACGCUUCUCAGGGAUUGCCAAUUCUUUAUGUGGCUUUUGUGUUGAUUUGUUACGUGAUACAUCAGGUAUGCGUAUAUUGCAUGUUCGUUUCGGUGAUGGCAUUCUUUGCAAAGGUCAGCGAUUCUUCUGUUGGCGGUACUUAUAUGACACUGCUGAACACUUUGGCCAAUUUAGGGGGCAAUUGGCCCUCUCUGUUGGCUUUAUAUUUCGUGGACCCCUUAACAUGGAAACAAUGUGUGGGAGGAACAGACCAAAUGGAUAAUACUUGCAGGGACCCAACCGAAAAAGAGCUGUGUUUGACUGGAGGCGGGGCUUGUCAAACAGUUCUGGAUGGAUUCUAUGUAGAAAUAUUUGUUUGCGCUAUCAUUGGAUUUCUAUGGUUGACUUGGGGUAAGAAGAAGAUCAGCUAUAUUCAGAAUUUGGACGAUUAUGCUUGGAGGUUGUCGAAAAGAAGGAGGUAGUAGAUUUAAUACUUCGUUAUACACAAUUACCCAUUGCAAAUGAGUUCAAUUUGAAGAGUGAUAAUUGUGAUAAGCACCGUUGAAUAUUGAAAAUUAUAUUUUGUUAUUUUUGCAUUUACAGUGAGUGAUAAAAAUUGUGGAAUCUGAAA
Harmonia axyridis is the source of this 1923-nucleotide messenger RNA. Its product is annotated as acetyl-coenzyme A transporter 1. Gene Ontology annotation, molecular function: acetyl-CoA transmembrane transporter activity. Gene Ontology annotation, cellular component: membrane. NCBI's taxonomy places the organism in Eukaryota, Metazoa, Arthropoda, Insecta, Coleoptera, Coccinellidae. The transcript is spliced from 7 exons. The coding region runs from base 230 to 1774 and encodes 514 amino acids. The record is from RefSeq and is a predicted model, not a curated record.